Oncorhynchus mykiss (rainbow trout) is the source of this 4277-nucleotide messenger RNA. The record is from RefSeq and is a predicted model, not a curated record. NCBI's taxonomy places the organism in Eukaryota, Metazoa, Chordata, Actinopteri, Salmoniformes, Salmonidae.
CGGUUGGCGUCACCAUAUAUAAAGAUCGCCGGGAGUUCCUGAAAAAUCACAUUCAGUGUCCUAAGCCGAACAAUGGUUAACAUGAGCUAUCACCAAUCUCAACUAAAAUAUUUACACAGUCCGAACCCAAGACAGUCGAGAAAGCGAAGUACUAAAAGGAAAAGGGCUUUUGUUUCGCCGUCCUGUUCUCUGAUUCCAUGACGUAAUGCCUUGGCUGGGAGAACCAGCGCAGCCUUACCUCACCACAUCCGAGAAACACAGCCUGCAGUUGCAUAAAUAUCACCUUUCUGAACAUCUAUUCUUCAAAGAAUACAUGAUAGAAAUAUUCUUCAUAAAAUUAUUGGCCAAGAAUUGGGCUGCAUUUAUUGAUGAAUGUCUCCUUGUCUAUGUCAUGCUGUGUUGAGGUCCCAGGUUAUUUCACGUCCACCAAGUGGUUUUUAAAGUACCUUUAACUAUUUAAUGUCAACGAUAAACCUCUAUUUUUAGAAGAAAAAAAAUGUUGCGUGUUGGGAAGAUUGCAUGUGGAAAUCUAUUUGUUCUUUUUCACGAGCUUGUGUAAAUCGAAAUCAAGGAUGUUUUGAUCGAAAUAGAAUUCAUUUUGGACUGUGGCAGGAGCCCUCGAGGCCCUACGGAGUGACCGGUUUUUGGAUGAUUUUCCACACACACACUCACACACAUUUUUUUCUUUUUACCAGAAAAUUACCAGUUAUUGUAUUAAUUUAAUCCACAUCAAAUCAGUUUUAUAGGCCUGCCUUCAACCAUUUUUAACAAUGCUUUGUCAAACUUGUUGGGACAAAUUAUCGCCAACGACCAAUUGCCAGACUUGAUCCUAAGAGGCUUUCAGAAGUCCUGGUCCAGCGCGUUCCAGCGUGUGUCGACUGAGUAACGGAGCGAAGGAUGACUGCCGAGUGGCUUCACCUGCCCUCUCCGUACCCCCCAGGUGUGGGACCGCUGUGUGGUGCAGAGUUGGAGGCGUGGUAUGAGGACCUGCAGGAUAUACUGGGAUCAGACGGGGGCGGGGCCAAACUGGCACGUGCCCCUCCCUGCUCUGAGAAGGAGCCGGAGUUCCUAGAUGUUCUGGAGAGUUGUUCCCUGACAUGGCUGACAGACGGGGUGGGAGUGGGUGUCGGGGGCGAGGCGUGGGACGGAGGUGAGGGGGUCCAGAGGGUCACGAUCCCGGAGGAGCCUCCUACCCAUCCACCCCACCACACCUCCUCCAACACCUCCCGUCCGAGUCCAGCUGAGGAAAGGGUGGAGAGGCAAGGGGACAGGGAGGGAGGGAGGGAUGGAGAAAGAGGUGGCUCAGGAGGAGGGGGCCUUUUGCCCCCAGAGUUCUUUGAGUUGCUGAACGAGGGAGGGGUGGGCAUGGUGGAGACCGGAGGGGUGGGCAUGGUGGAGACAGGAGGGAUCAUGGUGGAGACAGGAGGGAUCAUGGUGGAGACAGGAGGGGUCAUGGUGAGCGGUAGCCACCACCAUCAUCAUCAGCUUCAUCAUCACUCCGACAAUGUCCAACAACCUGAGUCUCCCUCCGCCAGCGAGGAGGAAAACACCUGUGUCCCCGACUCUCCCUCCUGCUCUUCCUCCGCCUCUCCCUCCUGCUCUUCCUCUGCCUCUCCGUCCACCUCUCUCAACUGCUCUCCUCCUUCCUCUCCUACUAGCACCUCGUUCUCCUCGUCUCGGCAGGACAAACGCAAGAGGGGCAACUCUCUGUCCUUCCCUUCCUCCGGCUCACACUCAUCCUCCUCUUCUGCAAAGAAGAGCAGGAGAGAGAGGGAGCAGGAGAACGAGAGGAAGGUGCAGGAGCUGACAGAUCAGAACGAGAGGUUGAAAGCGGAGAUAGACCGACUGGGAGAGGAGGUGCAGAGGACACGCCGAGCCCUGAUAGAGAGACUAGUUAACACCAGGAAGUGAGGGAGGAAGGAAGUAACAAGGCAGAAAAUGAGCAUUUGGAAUAGCAGGUUUGCGGUGAAGGGUUUAACAUGAUGGUGACUUUGAAAUGCAUUUUCUAGACAGCAUUAAGAGAGAAACCAAAAUAUAUGUUUUAAGAAGAAAGUUAAAUGAUCAUUUUCUGAAAAACUGUAUGAGAAAGUAAGAAGGAAAAGGGGUAGAGAUAAAGAAAGAGCGAGCGAUGGAAGAGCAAGUCAAAGGAAAAGCACGGAGAGAAAGAACGGUUGCAGACAGAUGGACGGUGGCAGACAGAUGAACGGUGGCAGACAGAUGGACGGUGGCAGACAGAUGGACGGUGGCAGACAGAUGGACGGUGGCAGACAGAUGGACGGUGGCAGACAGAUGGACGGUGGCAGACAGAUGAACGGUGGCAGACAGAUGGACGGUGGCAGACAGAUGGACGGUGGCAGACAGAUGGACGGUGGCAGACAGAUGGACGGUGGCAGACAGAUGGACGGUGGCAGACAGAUGGACGGUGGCAGACAGAUGGACGGUGGCAGACAGAUGGACGGUGGCAGAUAGAUGAACGGUGGCAGACAGAUGAACGGUGGCAGACAGAUGGACAUACAGGAGGAAAAGGAGGAAACGUUUCAGAAGGUGGAUGGGUCAUGCUCUCUGUUGAGAGGUUACAGUGUACUGUAUCUACAUGUAGGGCCGAGCGUCUCAGGAAGCAUCUUUGAAACAGAUGGGUUAACUAACGUAGAAUGAUUGGGCCGUUUAGGUUAUUCAGUCUAGCGCAGAGUUCAGUAUGAAGUACGGAUGGGUUAGAUUCAAUUAACCGAUUGGGGCCUUUGAUUCCAAAAAUGAAGGAAUUGAUUCGGAAGCAUCUACCUAUGAAGAUUGUGAACCAACACCUAUCCCAAGCGUUGCAUGGGUCACGUUCAUUAAGCAUCAAAUGCAAAGAAACAAAGUGGGACUACAUGGACAAAAAACAACAACAUUUGUUCAGUUCUGUUGCAGAACAUUUUAAAGUGUUUUCUGUUGGGUGCCCUAACGAAUGCGAUUGUGAUUGGGCGUUUUGCUCGUUAAGCCGAGUGAAGUGAUUAGUGAAAAUUCUGAUUUGUUUUGGGGUGUCGGCAUCGAUUCCAAAAUUAUGGCUAAUCGAAAAAAAAACUAUUAAAAAUGAUUUUUCCCAUUGCUAGGAGUUAUUGAUUGGGGGGUUUGGUAGGAAUUUUUAUUGAUCGGGCUCCGUCAACGAAGCGAUUCUGACAACCUUGUGUUGGACUCAUUCCUAGUAUGAAGGUAGUGAGAACUAAAACGAGGACAGUGCAUUUCAUUGUCACGACAUCCUUUAUCUAGCCUGGUUAAACCUGACUGAAUGCUAAGCCUACCUUGGUUUCCCAGGGAAGCAACCGGGAAACGUAGCUAAAUACCAGGCUAUCCCUCAUCCGCCAACCUCAAACCUAAAGACUGCAGAGACCAUCAGAGAUCAUAUUUCGUGUCCAGUUUGUGGAGUAAUAUAGAUAAUAUAGUAAUAAUAAUAUAGAGCUCAGGAAAGUUUGUCAGUCAGUAACUCAGUACUUAUAUAAGCCGCUACGGCUUUACUGUGCGUGGAUAGUUUUAUACCUAGAACGUGGAUAGUUUUACACCUACAACGUUGGAUUUACACCUAGAACGUUGGAUAGUUUUACACCUAGAACGUUGGAUUUACACCUAGAACGUGGAUAGUUUUACACCUAGAGUGUUGGAUAGUUACACCUAGAACGUGGAUAGUUUUACACCUAGAACGUUGGAUAGUUUUACACCUACAACGUUGGAUUUACACCUAGAACGUUGGAUAGUUUUACACCUAGAACGUUGGAUUUACACCUAGAACGUGGAUAGUUUUACACCUAGAACGUGGAUAGUUUUACACCUAGAACGUGGAUAGUUUUACACCUAGAACGUUGGAUAGUUUUACACCUAGAACGUGGAUAGUUUUACACCUAGAACGUUGGAUAGUUUUACACCUAGAACGUUGGAUAGUUUUACACCUAGAACGUUGGAUAGUUUUACACCUAGAACGUGGAUAGUUUUACACCUAGAACGUGGAUAGUUUUACACCUAAAACGCUCAUCUUUUUCUAUCAAAUUGACUGAAUUUAGUGGUAGUGAUAUUUACAAUGUAGAGCUCUACCCUGAUUCACAUAUAUAUAUAUUUGAUAUACUCCUGUAUUAUACGAACACAGUUCUACUGAAAUAAAACCUUCACUGUACCCACAUUGAUUCAACAUUUCACUGUAAAUGAUGCAUCGGUUUAGUGGUUGAAUUAUUUCUGUUAAAUUACGAGGAACUACUUUGUUAUUGUAUGUUUGGAGUUGCAAAUGAAAUCCUUUAAAAACAUUUUUAUUG